Daphnia pulex (common water flea) is the source of this 872-nucleotide messenger RNA. RefSeq lists its product as uncharacterized. The record is from RefSeq and is a predicted model, not a curated record. The transcript has 4 exons. Lineage: Eukaryota; Metazoa; Arthropoda; Branchiopoda; Diplostraca; Daphniidae. The coding region runs from base 106 to 603 and encodes 165 amino acids.
CUCCGAACGAAAACGGAAUGCCGGAUUGAGUAUAAAUUGAACAGGAGCACUAAACACAGCGGAUAGAAGAAGAUCGAAAACGGAAACGCGUCGACUUAUUCGAAAAUGUUGACUAAUACUCUUCAUCUAUUAUUAUUGAUAGUAGCGACUUUGUGGACGGCAAAUGGCAAACCAGCAGAGCCAAGUGAAUCGGUUAUUUCCGGCCGGGAAUCACGACAGCUGUUCAUGCUUCCCUAUCAUGGACAAUGGGUCGAACCGCCCCAGCAUCACAGCAAUUUCCAGCACGAUUACUAUUAUGACGGUUUGAUGAAUACCAUGGGUCCAGCCACCCAGCAGCGAUUGAUGGAAGCCUUGCUGGCUGUCUCUCAGAGGAAACACCCUAUGCUUCAGGAAUCUGGUUUCGACCCACAUUUGAAUCAAUUCAUGAGCCCUGCUCCUUCCUAUUCCAAGAAUCAAGACGGGAAUGCAGGGCAUUCGGCAACUCAGCAACACGAAUUCAUCCAACUACAACCACGCCCCGAUAUUCAAGCUUUUGUCAAUCAAACAAUUCAAACGGUCAUUCAAGCUGUUGUCCAAGCCAUUCUUGCUCAGAUGAUGGGUUAGUGGGUGCCAUCAUGAUUACCUGAAUUGUUAAAAAAAACAACCGCGAAACCGCAGCAGAAAUGAUUAUUGAUUAUUUGUUCAUUAUUUGGCUUAUUGUGAUGGCAUAUAUAAUACAUCUAUUGGGAUACAAGAAAACUGAUUCAAUUUAGCCAGGGAGAAAUCGAAUUCAAAUGGCCAGAAUUUAAUUGGAAGCCGAACAAAAAUGUCUGUCCGUCUUCAACAAUUUCAUGUUAAUUAACGGUUUUUCACAAUACAUUGGCACAGCAAGU